AUGUCAAACUCAACGACUGAUGUUAGAAUAAUUUUAAUCAAUAAUAUAUCUCUUCAGCUUAAUCAUUAUAUAACACUGUUCGUUUUUCUAUUUGGCACAGUUGGAAAUGUAUUAAAUAUCAUUGUGCUUUCACAACCAUUAUUGAGGCGUACUCCAUGUGCAGUUUAUUUUCUUGGUUCAUCUGUAGCUAGUCUUGGAAUCAUUAUAAUCGGUCUGCCAUCUCGUAUGAUAGCUGGGAAAAUAUCGGAUCUAACAAAUACAAGUUCUUACUUAUGUAAAUCACGUAUUUUUCUUCUUUAUUCAUUUCGUACAACAUCUGCUUGGCUACUAGUAUUUGCUACAAUAGAUCGAUGGUGUUCUAGUAGUACUGAAAUCCAUAGACGUCGUUUAAGUUCCCAUAAAACUGCUGGUAGCAAUAUUAUUAUCAUUUUUGCUGUAUCAUUUGUUCUCUGGAUUGAAUCCAUGUUCUGUUACGAUGCUGAUGUUGAACAAGCACCUAUUAAAUGUUAUGGAAAAUCGAAUAGUUGUCGAAUAUAUAAUGAUGUUGCAUAUGCAAGUUCAACGAUUGCUAUUCCAUCUGUAUUUAUGCUUAUCUUUGGACUAUUAACUAUUCGUAAUAUUAGUAGAUCUCGUCGAGCUUCUCGAGCAUUUUUCAACACUGAUUUAAAUCUGGCUCGAGCUAAUCGUCGAAAACGAAAAAGUACUAGACGUACAGAAGUUUCUCUUACUUGUAUGCUGCUUUUACAAGUCGUUCUACUAACACUUUGUUCAGUACCGCAAGCCAUGCAUCAGUUCUAUUUAACUUUUACGAUUGAUGUUAGUAAAAGUCCAUUACGUGUAGCUAUCGAGAAUUUUAUUGUUAAUUUUAACUUUUCACUUACAUAUAUUGGGAAUGCAAUUCCUUUUUAUAUUUAUACACUUAACAGUACAGUAUUUCGCCAAACACUUAUUCGUCUCGUUCAUUCAACUAUUCAGCAAUUGAAAUUUUACUUAACUUUUCGUUUUUGGAAUACUUAA
Messenger RNA from Rotaria socialis, 1017 nucleotides. The record is from the annotation of a GenBank genome assembly. Lineage: Eukaryota; Metazoa; Rotifera; Eurotatoria; Philodinida; Philodinidae.